AUGGCCCUGUCAGUCAAUGAGCAAAAGCAGCUGCAGUUGGACUCGCAGUCCAAACUGGCACAUGCCAAGACGCCUUUGGAAAAGCUGCGAUAUACGUGUCUUUCUCGUGGCGCCAGUGGAAUAAAUGGACUAGGUCGACAAUUUCGUGUAGUGGAUGACGAUGGCAACAAGUCACUUUCUUUGCAAGAAUUCGAGAAAGGUUGUCAUGAUUUCAAAGUUGGCCUCACGAAGGAAGAAAUAGAUGAACUUUUUGCUGGAAUCGACCGAGAUGGAUCUGGAUCGAUCAACUUUGAUGAAUUCCUUGAAGCUUUGCGGCCGCCGAUGUCGGAAAACCGCAAAAAACUGGUGGAUCUGGUUUUCAAGAAGAUGGACAAGACCGGUGACGGUGUAAUUACGGUCGAUGACUUGAAAGGUGUAUACGACGUCCGUAGCCACCCAAAGUAUUUGAAUGGCGAACUGAGCGAAAGAGAUGUAUUAAACGAAUAUCUAAAGGCUUUCGAGUCCAGAGGUGAGGUCGAUGGGAAGACUUACUUUACCUGUUCAGAGUUUAAGGAUGUUUUGGUGUGCCUCUUCCUAUCUACUAAUAAUUCCUAUGGAUUUUGUUCAUCAAUUUGUUUUAAGGUGACAUGGCAGGAGUUCUUAAACUACUACAGUGGAGUGAGCUCAUCCAUUGACGACGACGUCUACUUUGAUCUGAUGCUGCGCAACGCCUACAAGUUAUAG
Messenger RNA from Hydatigera taeniaeformis, 723 nucleotides. NCBI's taxonomy places the organism in Eukaryota, Metazoa, Platyhelminthes, Cestoda, Cyclophyllidea, Taeniidae. The record is from the annotation of a GenBank genome assembly.